This is a messenger RNA of Hydractinia symbiolongicarpus, 2311 nucleotides long. RefSeq names its product cytochrome P450 1A2-like. The record is from RefSeq and is a predicted model, not a curated record. The transcript has 2 exons. Gene Ontology annotation, molecular function: monooxygenase activity; oxidoreductase activity, acting on paired donors, with incorporation or reduction of molecular oxygen; heme binding. The coding region runs from base 662 to 2140 and encodes 492 amino acids. Lineage: Eukaryota; Metazoa; Cnidaria; Hydrozoa; Anthoathecata; Hydractiniidae.
UGCGUAAGAAAUGCGAGGAGGAGUGUUAAAUUAAAUGGCAUGUUUUGGCAUGUUGUAAAAGAUUAACUUUCACAACAUGCCAAAUGUUAAAAGUUUGGCAUGUUGUAAAUUAUUAACUUUUACAACGUGUCAAAGUUAAGAUUGAGAACUUCCACCGUAUUUUAAAAGCCGUCAAGAAGAAUAAAGAAUGUGAAUGUUUGAUAUAGAGUUUUGUUUAUUGUUUGGAUUUGGAUGAGCUUCGUCUUAGUAAAAUCGGAUGUCGAAUUGUUGUUGAUAUUAGACUCCCCGCUUCGGGACUGUACAAAUCUCCAUUUUUGAUUCUUAUCCUUAAAUAUAUGAAAGCUUGGUCACAGAUGUUUAACUUUAAAUUUAAACAAUGGCUUUAAAAGAAAGUUACAUUAGUGUUUAUAUUUAUCUAUAUAUUUAUCUGUCUAUUUGCUCUUCUUUGUAUGAGAGUAUGAUGGUUUCCUUGACAGUAACAAGUAGGAAGACGUCGAAAUAUUUGUUAUGAUUUAUGACGUACAUUUAUAUUUAGCAGCCAUUAAUUACCUAAUUAGAAUUACACUGGACGUAUUGCCAACAUUAGAGCCCAGACUCCUUAACAUAUAUAAAUAAACGCUGUCCAACUUUGAUGAGGAAUUCUGCAUCUUAAUUUCUUAAAAUGUAUUUUGUUGUGGUUGUAGCUGCUGUGUGUUGUGUGACAUGGUUUGUAUGGUGGAGAAGAAAUUUAAGUUUACCUCCUGGCCCCAUUGGAUUGCCGAUAAUUGGAUAUUUACAUAAACUUGGUGGAAAAUCUCUUCAUUUUAUUAUGCACGACUUAUCGAAAAAAUACGGUGACGUGUUUUGUUUAAAACUUGGAUCUCGCUUGACUAUUAUACUAAGUAGCCACGAAGCAAUAUAUGAGGCGUAUGUUAAAAAAGCAAAAUUAUUUGCCGGACGACCCGAUUUUGCUUCUUUUAUCAAGACAAACCACGAUGCCAUUGGUUUAUCGCUAUGUACCUUUAGUCAAGUAUACGAAAACAAUCGGAAGGGCACAAUGCGAGCUAUACAUCGGCUGCACUCUAGUACCGCGUCAUACAACGAACUUUUACAAAAAGAAGCAAAGAAGAUGUUGGAAUUAUUUGACAACAGUAUAAAUUCUCACAACGCCGUGGAUCCCUUAAAAGCCUUUAAAAGGAUUGUACCCAGUGCUUUCUUGGCAAUGAUGUUUGGAAGAGAUUUCGAUUACCAUAAUGAAGAAUUCCUUGACAUAGUGGAGUGGUUUAAUAAUUGGUUUGAGAAUGCAGAAGCGGAUAAUCCUCCAGAUUUUUUUCCAAUUUUACAGAAUAUGCCCAACAAGCGAUUAAAAAUCAUAAGUGACUGCGGAUUAGCAUUCGAGAAAUUUGCUUUAAAGAAGUUAAAAGAAUUUGAAAAUGAAAAUGGCGAUACUGGGCUUGUAUAUUCCUUUUACAACUACUUUGGUAAACCUUCAGAACUUGGGCGUCAAGAAAAACUAAAUCUUGCACGAGUUGUAGCUGAUCUAUGCGGUGGCGGCUUUGACACUGUCGCAUCUACACUGGCGUGGGCUCCGCUAUACUUGCUCAAUCGACCAGAGGUGUUAAGGAAAUGUCGACAAGAAAUAUUAUCAAUUUGUAAAGAUGGAGAUGUUUCUGUGGAUAAGAAAGAUGACUUGCCGUAUUUUUCUGCUACGCUGUACGAUAUCAUACGCCAUUCUAGCGUAGGACCACUUGGCCUUCCUCGAGUUACAAUGGAUGAUUUGACGUUUCGAUCUUAUAAAAUCCCAAAAAAUACCAUGGUGUUCGUUAACUUAUGGGCGUGUAACCACGAUCCGUCUGUUUGGAAGGAAAUAGACUUUGUGCAUCCAGAAAAUUUCUUAACCAAUGACGGAGCGCUGGAUAACACUGCUGUGAAGAAAUUGUCAACGUUCUCAUCAGGUGUUCGUAGAUGUCCUGGAGAAAAGCUUGCCUUUACUAAGAUGUUUGUCCUUCUAGGGACGUUGAUACAGAGAUAUGGCUUUAUAAUGGAUAAAGCUCCAGAAGAUUUGCUGCCAAUGAGGGGCGUAACUCUCAAACCAAAACCGUACACGAUUUCAAUGAAGCGACUUCACCUAAAAGACAUUCUUUCUAAAAAAGAUUUUUAAACGAAGGUUUGCAAAUAUAAAUGUGUAUAAAUAUAAAUAUGUUUCAAUUGAAGCUUGCUCGAAUUAGGAAAAAGCAAGUGACAAAAGUAGAAGGAACAAUACCUUUGUAUAUUGUUGACGAUAUAAAUAUUUUGCAUCACUGUAUAUUUUGACCAAAAUAAUUAUCUAAAA